Messenger RNA from Bipolaris sorokiniana ND90Pr, 438 nucleotides. RefSeq lists its product as uncharacterized. Gene Ontology annotation, cellular component: mitochondrial outer membrane. Gene Ontology annotation, biological process: intracellular protein transport. Bases 1 to 438 code for a protein of 145 amino acids. NCBI's taxonomy places the organism in Eukaryota, Fungi, Ascomycota, Dothideomycetes, Pleosporales, Pleosporaceae. The record is from RefSeq and is a predicted model, not a curated record. The transcript has 3 exons.
AUGGUUCAACUCACAGAAGUCACCGAUGAGGAGUUCAUGCGCGAGCAGGAAGGUCCCGUUGACGACGAGGACUGGGACACGGACUCGGAUUCCGAUACUUCGUCCGUCCACUCGGUGCAGCCCGAUGAGACGUUUUUCGAGCGCCUUUCUGCGCUGCAAGAUAUGAUUCCCGCCAGCACACGGCGCUCCGUCUCUUCAAAAGCAAACACAAUCUCGUCGUGGUUCAAGAGCGGCCUGAGCAUGGGCGGCAAGACGCUGUGGGUCGUGAGCACCAGUGCGCUGCUGUUGGGCGUGCCGUGGGCUUUGGCGUACAGCGAGGAGCAGAUGAUUGUUGAGCAAGAAAGGGCUGAGUUGCAGGCGCAGCGCGCGCAGAAUGAGUUCAUGGCUCCUGGUGCGCCACUCCCAGGCCAGCCGCAGGGCGCAAAGCCGGCUUUGUAA